CAUCAUAAUCCUGGAAAGGCUCGGUCGCCACCGUCGGAGAAAAACCCUAAUUUUCAUAUGGUAAUCCUUAGAAACAGAGGUGGGCAGCUGAAAUUUUCGAAGUUCAUACGCGUUAUCACAUGCCCUUUGACCAGAGCUUACACGUGAGUUAUUCUUCUUCAUAACUUGAGCUACAUAUUUCGAAGAAUCGACAUAAAGCUCGUUAGUGUAUCGCGCUGGUUUUCAAUCUCUGGAUCUCUGUUCAUGGCGGGGUUUUCAUAUUUGAAAAGUGUUCGUGGGUCUUCUCUGUACUGGAGAAAUGCCGGAAAUUUCGUUGACGAUUUGGGUAUUGCGUUUCGGUUUUCGGGUUUAUUGUCAGCAAGAGCCUUUUCAUCUAGCGGAGAUGCCGAAACUCGUAAUGGGCAAAGACAGGAUGGAUUGAAACAUGAUCCAUUGAGUGGGUUGCUACAGAGUUUUGGGUUCACGUCUGUGCAAGCAGUCAAAGUUUCAAAGUCUCUUCCGGAUGCUUACAGUGUUGAGAAAAUUUCCCCAAAGCUUCGAUUUUUACGGUCUGUCAUUGGCUCGGAGAAUGACGUUAUUAGAUAUGUGACUGCAAAUCCUAGAGUUCUUGCUUCUAGUUUGAAGAACCAACUGGAGCCAAACUGCAGGUUCAUCAAAUCAAUUCUUGAGGAUGAUGAUUUAGUUGCUAAAUGCAUUAGACGUUCGUCACGUAUCUUAACCAUGGAUCUUGAAGGCAAUCUGGCUGCUAAAGUUUCUUUUCUCAGAGGAUACGGAUUCCCCAAUGCUUCCAUUGCCAGACUGAUGCGGAAUUGUCCAAGCAUACUUGCAUUAUCCUUUUCAAAACUCGAGGAAUCAUUGAAGAAAGCAGAGAAUUUUGGUUUUGUACCGUCCAACGUCAGGACCGUUUCUGCUAUCAAGGUGAUCAAUCAGAUGAAUGAAUCGUAUUGGGAGGAGAAAGUAGAGGCUUUUAGAAAAUGGGGUUGGUCAGAUGAUGAAUUUGUCUCUGCUUUCAAGAGACAGCCUUCCAUUAUGUGUUUUUCGGAGGAGAAGAUAAACAAGGGGAUGGAUGUGUUUUUGAACAGAUUUUGUCUGAGCGCCUCAGAUAUCGCCAAGUACCCGUGUAUGAUAUUCUUUAAGUUGGAGAGGAUCAUCCCUAGGUGUUCGGUCGUUGCUCUUUUGCACUCGAAGGGCGUUUUUGGUGACAGACCUCUUUCCAUCUCUACUUACGCAGGGGCACUAAUGGCGAGAGAGGAAGCUUUCGUGAAAAGGUUUGUGGAUAAAUAUCCAGAGCAUGUUCUUGACCUUUGGCGAAAGCUUCGACAUGAAGCUGUUGUUUGAUUAGGUAUUUCUCACUACAGAAGUACAACAGUAUGAAUGAACCAUGGCUCUUGUUUUUGAAUUUGAGUGCAAAUGAAACCUGAUUUGACUGAAAACAAGAAAUUCAAGGAGA
This is a messenger RNA of Tarenaya hassleriana, 1450 nucleotides long. RefSeq names its product transcription termination factor MTERF8, chloroplastic-like. Gene Ontology annotation, cellular component: chloroplast. The record is from RefSeq and is a predicted model, not a curated record. The coding region runs from base 244 to 1338 and encodes 364 amino acids. Gene Ontology annotation, biological process: chloroplast organization; regulation of DNA-templated transcription. The transcript has a single exon. NCBI's taxonomy places the organism in Eukaryota, Viridiplantae, Streptophyta, Magnoliopsida, Brassicales, Cleomaceae. Gene Ontology annotation, molecular function: double-stranded DNA binding.